Paramecium sonneborni is the source of this 724-nucleotide messenger RNA. The record is from the annotation of a GenBank genome assembly. Lineage: Eukaryota; Ciliophora; Oligohymenophorea; Peniculida; Parameciidae.
UUUAUAUAUAAAUAUGGAUUUAUAUCACUACUUAUUCAAAUUCAUAAUAGUUGGUGAUGUAAGUGUAGGAAAGUCUUGUAUAUUACUAAGAUAUACAGAAAAACAAUUUAGAGAAGAACACGACACUACAAUAGGAGUGGAAUUUGGAUCCUAAGUAUUAAAAAAGAAUGAUAAAACAUUGAAGAUACAAAUUUGGGAUACUGCUGGUUAAGAAUCAUUUAAAUCAAUAACAAGAUCAUAUUAUAAAGGGUUUGUAUUAUUAUAUAUAAUUAAGUUCUAUCGGAGUGCUUUUAGUCUUUGAUAUUACCAAAAGAGAAUCAUUUCAUAAUGUUUAAAAAUGGUAUAAUGAUGUGAAUGAUCAGGCAGCAUCAAAUUGUACUAUUGUUUUAGUUGGCAAUAAAACAGAUCUUGAAUCAUAGUAAUCCAAUACUUUAAAAUUAGACGUGAAAUUACAACAAUUGAAGCUAAGGCUUUGGCAGACUAAUACAAGAUGCAAUAUAUUGAAACAUCUGCAAAAACUAAUUUAAAUAUUGAUAAUCUAUUUGAAACCACUGCAUAAUUGAUCUUAGAUAAAAUUGAUAAACAAUUAAUAGAUUUUGCAAAUGAAGUAUAUCUCAUAUAAUAUAUAUUUAUUAGGAUAGCGGUAUUAAAUUAGGGAGUUUUUAUAAAUAAGGUAAAGAUAGUAAUAAAGACGGAGACAAUGAUUGUAAAUGUUGAGGCUCCU